AUGGCUCCACAAAUUUCUGAGACAGAUAAGAAACAUAAAAAUGAGGAUAAAAAUAACAAACACACAGAUAAUCGUAAUACAUCAACAACUAAUAAUAAAAAAUCUAAAUCAUCUAUUAAUGGAGAUUUUGUUAAAGACAAAACAUGGACUCCUCUUCAUGAAGCAUGCCUAAAAAAAUCACAUAAUGUUGUUUGUUCUUUAAUUCAGGAGGGUGCUGAUAUUAAUGCAACAACAUCUGAUGGUAUAACACCUCUUCAUGUUGCUGCUAAACGUGGUGAUUAUAAUAUUGUUGAAAUAUUAAUAGCAUCUGGUAUUUCACAGUUACCUAUCUCUAAUGAUGGUUGUAGUCCUAUUGAUUAUUGUUCAGGAAAAUCUGAUUCUUGUGACGCUAUUAAAGAAAAACUUUUAGCUAUCAAAAAGAUGGAUGAUGAACAAUUUGCUGUUCCUAAAAAUAUUAAUAAUAGUAAAAAAAAAUUAAAUACUAGUAAUUUUGAUAGUGGUGAUGGAGAUUUAACAAUUGACGAGGAUGAUGAUAAGAAUAAUGACAAUUUUGUUGAACCACUCCCUCCUGAUAAUAAUUAUGUACCUAAUGAAAAAGAUGGAGGUGGAAAAAAAGGUAGAAAACGUAAUUAUUCUGAUAGAAAAGUAGAGGAUAAGGAUGAUAAUUUAUCAUCAAAUGGUGAUACUACUUCUACUUCUGAAGAUAAUUGUACUAAAAAAUUUAAAUCUACAAAAGAAUCUUCAAGUGGUGGAGAGGAUAAUACUAAUAUUGAAAGAAAUUCUAAUUCACCUAAUGAAAAAAAAGUUACACCUAUUAGGAUAAGAUUACAAAGAGCCGGAACUGAAGAUCGUACUGGACAGGAGAAUUCUAAUGAUAAAAUGGAAACAUCAACACCUACAAAAAAAAGUAGAUAUACACCACGUAGUCGAAGGCAGGCAAGUGUUGUUCCAGAAGAUUUUUAUGAUGAAUCAUCUAGUGAAACUAGAGUAACAAGAGCUAAAGCCCGUCGAAGUAAUUUAUCAUUUGAAGAUGGUUUAUCAAAUUCUAGAAAAAGAAGAAGUUAUCGUUCCUCUACAGUUGGUUUUCCAAGUGGUGAAAAUUCAAAAUCAGCUUCACCAGCUCCAUCAUUUUCUAUGGAUUAUAGUGAUAUUGAGACACCUUCAGGAAGUAAUGAUACAGAGGAAUUACAGGUAGCUCAACCUCAUUCAACAAUAAAUUCUUCCGGUCCUUCAGCAUAUGUAGAUAGUAUUGUAUAUACAUUAUUUGAUAAAAGUUAUAUUGAUAGUGCAAUAACAAUAGAAGAUGAAAAAUUUAAAAGAUAUGAAGAAAGUUUAAAAGAAGAAAGUGUAUUAGAAACACCUUUACCAGAGUAUACUAAAGAAUUUCUAACAUUUACUAAAAAAUACAAACAACGUGAGGAUUAUUUAGAGGAAGAAAAAGUAAGACCAAUAGAAAUAUUUCCUCAUUUACCAAUAGAUAUUCAACAUAUAUUAACAAAUCAUAGAAAAGCUUAUGAAGAUAUGAAAAAAAGGCAACAAGUAGAGAAAGAUAGAUUUAUCCUGACAAGUGAACGUGAAUAUUUACGAUCAUUAAGUAGAUCACAAUGUGAUCCUGGAAAACAUUUAUCUAUUGUACGUGUAAUAGCAGAAAAUCAUUUAUAUAAUCCUCAACAUUUUGACAAAGACCAUUCUGAAUGGAUUCCACCAGAAGGUUUAAGAGAAAAAUUAAUUGAAAAAAAAUAUAAAGAAGCUCAGUCAGGUUGCUGA
Molecule: messenger RNA, 1767 nt
Organism: Strongyloides ratti
Lineage: Eukaryota; Metazoa; Nematoda; Chromadorea; Rhabditida; Strongyloididae
Product: Ankyrin repeat and Ankyrin repeat-containing domain-containing protein
Exons: 2
Coding region: 1-1767 (588 amino acids)
Molecular function (GO): protein binding
Source: RefSeq, a predicted model, not a curated record